UCAUGAUAAAAAUAAAUGCUUCCAGUUAAUCCAUUGAACGAAGAAUGCUAGCAGCUAUCUAUAUUUAACUAGAAUCAUUUAAAAGUAUUUAAUUAUUCUAAUAUAAAUAGAAUUAUAUCUAGCAAGAUUUUUGAUGAAUUCUUAAUUGAGCCAAAAGAUUCAAAAUUAGCAGCAAAAUAUCCAAAAGUUCAAUCACUUUCAAUCACAUAUUAAGAAUAAUAUAAAACUUUGUAUCCAAAUUUUUUUCAAGAAUUUUAAUGAUUAAUUUUAUAUAUAGUUUAAUCUAUAAAAAAAACCAAAAACUAAUAUCAAAAAAUUUAGCUAAUCUAUUUGGUAACGUUUUAUUUGA
Messenger RNA from Paramecium sonneborni, 349 nucleotides. The record is from the annotation of a GenBank genome assembly. Lineage: Eukaryota; Ciliophora; Oligohymenophorea; Peniculida; Parameciidae.